CUAAUAUCUUAUAGAGGUGGUGCUGAACUGCUCUUCAAUGGAGUGAAGGAGCAACAUGUCACAUUGCCCACUCAGUCAACACCAUGGGAUAUUCGGCAGCUUCUGAUGUGGAUUAAAAACAACUUGCUGAAAGAGCGGCCGGAGCUUUUCAUUCAAGGUGAUUCUGUGAGACCCGGUAUCCUAGUUCUGGUCAAUGAUGCCGACUGGGAACUAAUGGGCCAGUUGGAUUAUAAACUGGAGAACCGAGACAUCAUCGUUUUUAUAUCAACGUUGCACGGCGGUUAACGAAACAGUUUGAUAUUUUAAAAAUAAAAACAAAAGGAAGCGACCAAAAGAUUUUCUGUAACGCCAUUUAACCGUGCGUCAAAGCGAUGGCAACAUUAUUCCCGGGUUUAUUCGGAUCGCCUGUUUGUAAUAUACAAGCUGUUUGACCCGCAGUGCAUUAGGAUUACAAAUGAGACUGAGAACAUCAGUGUUUAUGUAAAGAUGGUGAACUGUAAAAUAAAAUAAGCUCCCCUGAUCCUUGAAAUCCUUAAUCCCUAUUUAAAAGCAAGUAAUUGUGAUAUAUUACGUUGACAGUAAUGUUACAGGUUUUAACAUCAAUGCAUUAAGCCUGAAAUUUCCGCUCGUUUCAAACGAUUCUUUUUUUGUGUGAACGACUAUAAUUUUCCUCAAAGUAAAUUGACAUGAAAUCAUG
Chiloscyllium plagiosum (whitespotted bambooshark) is the source of this 697-nucleotide messenger RNA. NCBI's taxonomy places the organism in Eukaryota, Metazoa, Chordata, Chondrichthyes, Orectolobiformes, Hemiscylliidae. The record is from RefSeq and is a predicted model, not a curated record.